AAAACAUACGGCCGUGACAGCAUUCCAUCGUGUAGUGCAAUCAGCAGUUGCGUCAUUCUUACUUCAAGAACUAUCUUUGGCGGCCGUCGUCAAACGGAGCGCAGGCAAGAUAUUUCAGAAGGCUCAGAGGGCCAACGAAAAGCGCCACCAUGGACGAAGAGUCAUACCGUUACGUCGAAGGCAUGUGGAUGCACAAGUUCUUCAAGGAUGAAGCUAUCCUCUCUGCAGUCAACUACAAACCACGGGAGGGAGACAUAUUUGUCGUUACGUACCCUAAAUGCGGUACAAAUUGGACGCAGUUUAUUGUUUACAAUAUUCUGACACGUGCGGCACCGGUCACCAACAUGGGUGAAUUCAGACUGAUGAGCCCGUUCAUCGAUUUGACCGGAGCCGCUUCUGCAGAGAACCCGUUGAGAAAUGGUCCCGUAAUGACACAUUUUCCUUACAACGUCUUACGACCCGUGGAUAGUGCCAAGUACAUCUACGUCGCCAGGAAUCCUUAUGACUGUGCCGUGUCCUACUACCACUUCAUCAAGGGGCUGACUCCUAAAGCUGUCACCGAUGUUUCUUUCGAGAAGUUCCUGAACCUCUACUUGGCAGGAAAGGUCCUCUACGGCGACUACUUCGAUCACCUUCUGCCAUGGUACGAGCAUCGAGGAGCAGAAAAUAUCCUUUUCCUGACAUACGAACAACUGAAGUGGAACACCAGAGAGCAAGUGCUCAAAAUCGCCGACUUCCUUGGCGAAGAACACGGAACUGCGUUACGAAAAGACGAGGACCUUCUUCAGAGAGUCAUCCACGCCUGCAGUCUGGAAAGCAUGAAGGCCGUGUUCAGUAACAAACCAAUGGACAUGGCAAAGCUGAUGCUUAAAGCUGCACCAGAUAAGUCAGAGACGUUUGCAAUGGUGAAAAGCAUGACGGAUAUAAAGGAGGAGAUGCACGAGGGCUCGGGCUUUGUCCGCAAAGGAAUCGUCGGCGAUUGGCGAAAUUAUUUUACGGCCGAGCAGGUACAGCGAACGAAGGAAUGGAUCACGAAAAAGACCCAGGGGAGUGGCGUCAUGGAGCUCUGGGAUGACUGUGAUCUCCCAUAGGUACUUUGGCAUAUAUUUAUACUAUGCAUAACAUGGUGCAUAUGUAUGGAGUUAUACAAAUGCUCAGGAAUAGAAUACACACUUUUAACUGUAUAUUUAUUGAAUAAACGCAAAAUGAUCCCCGGGCCACAGUUUCUCAGGACCAAAUAAAGUUCGUGUCACCGUCACCACUAAGACAGUCACAGUGUUUAUACUAUUAUAUCACCCUGACAUCCUCAUACUAUAUACAUCUUUUCGUACUGUCCACUCUAAGAAAGAAACCUCCAGCGAAGCCAUCUGGGCUGUUUACAGCGAAGCUGUAUACGGCUAGGUUCUAGCGGAUCGCGUCCGCAGACAAAACGACGCGUAGAACAACAAUUAGAAAAAAAUGGGCCGAUCCUGGUGAUCGUGAAGAAAGGGUCCAAGCACAAUGACACAUACCCCAGUCUUGUGAGCCAAUGCUGGUGAUAGGGCUGGAAGGGCCCAAGCUCAAUGGCAAAUAUCUCUGUGAGUUCAGGGACCUAUAACAUGCCCUUGAACUACCCUUGUCACAUGUGGGACCUAAAGAGACAAAAGCAAUGCACCGGAGCGAUGAACGAUGUUGCCCAAACGCGAGUCUAUGAAGUUGCAUGUCGAAACGUCAGUGAUAAAGCUUAAUAGUCUACUUAAUAAUAGCUGUGUCUCAUUGUACCUUGACAUAGCCUUUUCCAUAGCGACGUCAUCAGUUGACCCUUGGAUUCGGUAUGGGUAAGAACCAUGCCGCUCGCUCGGAAGAGGAAGAGCGCGCCUUCAAGGAGCGCCGGCACGCUCAACAGCGCGAAUGUAUGCGAAGCCGAAGGCGCAGUGGCCCAAUUAGCGGCGGCCUAAUGUGCGGCGGCCGAUGGUGCAAGGUGGUGUGAAUCUAGUCGUCUAAAGUAGUAAACAGCGGAGCUGGUGAUCGACACAGCAUCUCUCCAGGUUUUCUAGGCUUGGCUAUGUUUUGCUAGGAAAUGCCAAGUGACGCUAGGCACGGUAUUCCGAAUCGGCUCAUGCCGAUGCUCGGAUUCUGGCUUGGCCGCAUGACACGCUUCAAGAUGAGCAGCUACUUCUUCGGGUGUCCGGAUCUUCUUUGGUCGUCCCACGUCAAGGGUACAUGUACUCGCCAAAGAGUCAACGAGCGUCCUGCCGCCGUCGCGGUGGCUCCGAGCUUUAUCUGC
Messenger RNA from Dermacentor silvarum, 2266 nucleotides. Its product is annotated as sulfotransferase 1B1. Bases 150 to 1091 code for a protein of 313 amino acids. Lineage: Eukaryota; Metazoa; Arthropoda; Arachnida; Ixodida; Ixodidae. Gene Ontology annotation, biological process: sulfation. The record is from RefSeq and is a predicted model, not a curated record. Gene Ontology annotation, molecular function: sulfotransferase activity. Gene Ontology annotation, cellular component: cytoplasm. The transcript has 3 exons.